AUGAACGAGCUCUUCGACGACUUCGCCAAGGCGUAUGCCAUGCAAAAUGGCUAUGUGCUUGCGCAGACACUGUCCCCAGUUCCACCGCCUGAUGAUCCUCACAGGCUGAGGGGAAUCUGGCAAAGCUCAAACUCUCACAGCGCCAAGAGCGACAUUAGGCACUUCAUCAAGACACAAACAUCGUACCGCAGAGGCCUGGAACACGACGAGAUCAACGGGUGGGUGGAGGUGUACGUGGUGUAUUGGAAAGCUGUCGGCGAGAUUCUUGCAGGCGAGAAUGGAAAAUCAUCAUGGACCAGGGUGUACGAGUCUUGGAGAGACCUCACCUCGAUGCUGAUUCGAGGAUACAACAACCACGGCUUUGAGGCCUGGACCAUCCCGACCUUGUACAUGGUGGGAAAGUACCUCAGACUCUUCGCCAUCAAGUCCGACGACGAACGCAGCCGUACCAACGCAGACCCUUCCGGCGGCGCCGCGAUUAUGCAAGAUGACUUUGACCCAGAAGCGGAGAAACAGGCGCAGUUGAGAGACUGUGAACAGCAUCUAAAGCGCAUCUUCACGCUGUGCCUCAACGACAGAGCGCCCCUAGAGGAGUCGCGGAAAUGGGGAAUCUACUUCGUCAUCAACCUGCUCUUCAAAACGUACUUCAAGCUCAACUCGGCCUCGCUGUCCAGGACAAUUCUCAAGACUCUAGCAGUCUACAACGACAAGGGAGACAUGCCUCCUCUGGAAAGCUUCCCCAAAGCCCAAAGAGUGACGUUCAAAUACUACGAGGGCGUGCUUUUCUUUCUUGAGGAGAACUACGUACAGGCCGAGAAGCACCUCGUCGAGGCGUGGCGGCUUUGUCACAAGGGUGGCAAGGCCAACCUGGAGCGCAUUUUGACAUAUCUCAUUCCCUGCAGGCUGCUGACGAGCCACGUGCUUCCGACCAAGAGUCUUUUGGAGCCGUACCCUCGUCUCCAGCAGCUGUUCCUCCCUCUGGCACAAUGCAUCAGACGGGGCGAAUUGAGGACAUUCGACGUGGCCCUGCAAGAGCGCGAGGAUGAGUUGGUCAAACGACGCAUUUACCUGACCCUCGAGCGUGGGCGUGACAUUGCUCUCCGUAACCUUUUACGCAAAGUCUUCAUCGCAGGAGGAUUCGACGAACCUAAGGAACCGAACACGGCGCCGGUUCGGCGCACCCGCGUGCCCGUGGCGGAAUUCCGGGCUGCCAUCUGCAUGGGCAGCGGCGGAGAGCUGGUAGACCCGGACGAGGUUGAGUGUCUGCUGGCCAAUAUGAUCUACAAGGACCUCAUGAAAGGCUACGUCGCACGAGAGCGCGGCAUCGUUGUGCUCUCCAAGAAGGGUGCCUUCCCAGGAACCGGCGUGUGA
Hirsutella rhossiliensis is the source of this 1371-nucleotide messenger RNA. Its product is annotated as PCI domain-containing protein. The transcript has 6 exons. Gene Ontology annotation, cellular component: transcription export complex 2. Bases 1 to 1371 code for a protein of 456 amino acids. Gene Ontology annotation, biological process: poly(A)+ mRNA export from nucleus; transcription elongation by RNA polymerase II; post-transcriptional tethering of RNA polymerase II gene DNA at nuclear periphery. The record is from RefSeq and is a predicted model, not a curated record. Gene Ontology annotation, molecular function: RNA binding; double-stranded DNA binding. Lineage: Eukaryota; Fungi; Ascomycota; Sordariomycetes; Hypocreales; Ophiocordycipitaceae.